Volvox carteri f. nagariensis is the source of this 1625-nucleotide messenger RNA. RefSeq lists its product as uncharacterized. The transcript has 11 exons. Gene Ontology annotation, biological process: mitochondrial respiratory chain complex III assembly. Lineage: Eukaryota; Viridiplantae; Chlorophyta; Chlorophyceae; Chlamydomonadales; Volvocaceae. Bases 1 to 1299 code for a protein of 432 amino acids. Gene Ontology annotation, cellular component: mitochondrion. The record is from RefSeq and is a predicted model, not a curated record.
AUGUAUGCUAGGCUCUUCCGGAAGACACGCGCCCACCCGCAUGUAUUCGCCCUUUCGACAUCCUUUCUGGUCUCGCGGGUUUAUUUAUGCCCCUGUUUGUUCACACGCUUGAUGUUUAAGCCAAACUCUCUCGGCAACAAAACGAGGCAUUCAUCGUUUGAUGUAAACUAUCCUUUCCUUUUACUCUCUGCAGAGUACCGUUUUUGCAAUGACCAAGGUCAAUGCGCAAGGAAGGAUAAGUUGCAUUGCAAUGUGUGGCAGCUUUACAGCUUUAAGGGCGGGAAACACAUCGCUCGCAAGCGCGUUGCAUCUGAGCUACUAUUAUCCUUACAAUCAGCACCAGUAACGGCAUCAGCGAGUUGCCAGGCAUCCACAUCGGGCUCGGGCUAUGAACGCGAUGUCUAUUGCUCUUUGCGGGCGUUGGACCAUCGACAUUUUCAUCGGCGAUUGUUCAGCUCACUUGCUGGCACAAGAGCCGCCAGGCUCCGUGAAGUAACAGAAGCCCUUAUGUUGCCGCCUACAAGCUUGCAUUUUGACCGGGGCGAUGUGCCCGUACCGGAGGACCUGAAUAACCCUCUUGGCCGUGCGAUGUUGAGACUUAUGGGUUUCGAAAGCAAGGCUUCAAAAAUUCUGCAUGCGGCCCAACGGUUGUACGAGGCCAUCGCAGAGAAUGCGGACACGGGCGUCAUGCAACGAGCUUUCCAGACUGGCACCACGUUUUGGGCGACCUACGUGCUCCUGUCCCUCCACGUGUGGAUGAUCAUCCACCGGCUCCGCAACUGCGGCGGCCCCGAUGUGCGGGUGUUCCGGCAGCGGUUGUACAACCAAUUUCAGGCGAACGUGGAGAACCGGGUUUACUCCGCCGGGGUUCAGGUCGGCGUCACGAAGUGGCUUAAAAAGUUAGAGGCGCACUUUUACGAGACGGGCUUUGAGCUGGACGAGGCGCUCAAGGGCGCCCCCACGGACCCGCUGCUGCUGGCGGACAUCUUCCUGCGCCGGUUCUACGGCGGGGAUGAGAAACACAGAGCCGACGCGGAGCUCGUGUCCCGGUACACUAUGCGCGAGCUCCAGUGCCUGGCCCUUACCGACGAUGCUGUCGUACUGGGGGGUCAUGUACGCUUCAGCGGCUCUCAUCUGCUUGGUCCCGCGGUGCAGCGAGCAGGGGUGGCGUCGCCGGCGGAGGAUGCGGCGAGAGACGAGCAGCUGCAACAGCAGCAACAGGACUCGAGCAGGGCGGGCGAGUCGGCGGCGGGGCCAGGGUCGUCAAAUGGGACGGCCGCAGCGGGGGGGACGUUGUAGACGUGGAUAUAGCUGCGUGCGCGCAUAUGUGUGUGUGUGUGGUGUAUGUGUCUCUCGAGGUUGGGGGCUGUGCCACGGCAGGAUGUAUGUGCGAUAUGUACGAGUCUCAGGAAGAUCCUAUUGCACCGAUAAUUGGUAGUUUGAGCUCGACUGGAUGUUUACUUUUGUUUCGCAGAUUUUUAUGCGCUCGGGUAGUGGCUGAUGUAUUCAAGGUGUUUAAUUUAUUACUGAAAUGUUGAAGAUCGUGUUUGGUAGGUAUUAGGGGUGUGGCAUUAUAACGUAAAAUGCACGUUUGUCCAUUAUGUAGUGUAAUGCUGUAUCCGUGC